UUUGGGGUGGGCGGAACCACAGCAGUGACAGCGACGCUCCGGGGACUUCCUAACAAAGCUGUCAGAAAACAUUCAACUAACGCCAUGGCAGAGUUGGACCUGAGUCUGAGCGACGCGCUGACGGACAGCCCUGCUCAGCCCGGCCCAGAGGGCAAGGUGGAGAGAGACUUUAUGGCCCAGCUGGAGGCCGAGACGUUCGACGAUCAGGUGAAGGAGACGGUGGGGAAGACGGACUACAUCCCCCUGCUGGACAACGACGACACCCGGGCAGACGCUGCGGCCGCUCUGGAGAACGGAGAGCAGGAGGCUCAUGGGGCGCAAAAGCCUGUCUCCAUGGCGGCUCACUCUGACUCCCUGGCCUCUCACUCCAGCCCCGUCCAAAUGAUGGAUUCUGGUCUGCUGGGGACUUUUCAAGGCUUUUCCCAGCCUGGUGGGAUUGGAAUGACAGUGGAAGUCGGAGCCUCACCUGUGCAAACACAGAAGACCCCGAGUAUAUCCGAGCCGCAGUAUCCCACACCUCAAGCUGCCUCGGACGUCCCGAAGGAUCACAGCGCCGCUCUCCCAGAGUUCCAUGCUCCCAGCAGCCCUCUGGAUGCGUCAGCAGGUUCCUUAGAGGACACUUGGCAAGACCAGACUGGGGCCAUAUCAACAGACCCACCGUUGGCUCCAAGCAUUACAGUGACGUUUUCCGACCAAGCCGAACAGCUCACAGCCAGCCCAGAGGAUGCGCCCGGCAGCUGGCCCAGCCGUGAGAGCUCCGCCUAUGCUGGAGGUGAUGAAAGAGACACGGACGGAUCUGACAGGAAACAAAAGAAAAAGAAGAAAAGGAGACAGAAAGAUGAAGGAUCCUAUGAAAACUUUGAGAGCAGGGACCAAUCAGAGAUGCAGGGAGCAGGAGAGAACACUCCUCCGACGGAAGAGUUUUAUCAUAGGAUCGGUCCAAGAAGGGACAGAGGAGAAGGUGGCUGGGAAGAGCAUAUUGGGAAGAGCGGAGGCCGCGGGAAGAAAAGUAAAAACAGGAGGAAGCUUCCAGAGGAGUGGGCGGUGACCGCAGAACCCUUUGUUCCCUCUUCAGCGAUUGCCUCGGAAACAAAAUCGGACAUAAUGAUGGAUCUUGGGAGCCCAAAUAAUGAGCUGUUGGAGACGUCUUUAGCAGACACGGAUGGUGGCAAACACGCCAUGAAGAAAGAAGUUUACCCAGAAGAAGGCUCAACCCCUCUGUCCCAGGAUGUGUUUUCUCCAACGGCAGCAGUCAUCAGUCCACUCGCUCUGAACAGUGAGCUGAAUGCUACAGCAGCUCCGUUCACAAUGCCGUCGCCCACCAAUAAAACAACUCUUGGAAACUUCGCAGGGGCUGCUUCCUCUGGUGAUCCAGUUGACAUCCUAUUGGAUACUGAAAAUGCCAUUUUGGGCCAAAGCAAUCAAACCUUUUAUAAUCCUUUCUCCUCAGAGAAUACAGAAGCAGUCGGUAACAUGGUUGACAGUGGAAUGUUCGACACCUCAAGUUCCAUUCACGAAUCUUCUAUGACGGGUGUGUCAGAGGGAGACACCUCUGCUUUUAGUUCUGCUUCACAAUCAAGCCAAGCCCUUUCCCCUAAAGUGCUGGCUUCUGCCCCACCUCUGUCCCCCUCUGAUGCUUCAUGGCUUCUGAAUAACUCUCAGACGAGCAACAGCAGCGAUCUAUUUGACUUCAGUGAAACCAGCGCUGCUGGCCAUCCUUUACUCCUGGGCCUGUCCUUUAACACCCCGAGCCCAGCACCUCUCCGCUCACCUAAAACCACUGCGCAAGAGUUCCAGCCCAAGCAUAAAGAUGGAAAGUCAACUCAGAAUCAGUCCCGAAAGUCACCCUCAUCAUCUCCCCCCUCAUCGUUGAGGAGUCCUACCUCCCCAGAGGCAAAGCCCUCCCCGCAGGCUUCCCCCGUUACUUCACCCUCAUCUCCUGGUUCGGUCACUGCUGUCGGAGUUCCAGGAUCUGGUCUCAAUCCUGCAGCAAAGCCUUUCUUUCCUAGCUUUGCAGAUCCAAUGGAAGACACAGCUGUGGUCCCUCCAGUUGUCCCCAUCGUGGAAGUUAAACCUAACAAGAUGGAGACAAUAGAGAAGAAGGACGACAAACAGAAGGACGGGGAAAAGAAGGUGGAGCCGUUUGAAGAUUUUAACAAAGCUGAGCACGGGAGCGUUAAGGUUGAAUUCACCAGCAAUGAAAGUCCAUUAAAAGUGGAGAAUGAGGUUGGAAAGGACACGAAGAAGGUCAAUGAACACGAGGCAAAAAAGGGUGAAGAAGAAAAACAUCCAGACAAAGCGAAGGAGGCGGAUAAACCGGAUGACCAAAAGCAAACAGAGAAAGUAAUAGAAAAGGAGGAAGCUGUUCAGAAGAAGGAAGAGAAGGAUGACAAACAGCCCAAGGUAGAAGAACCAUCCUUCACAGUGGAAAAGCAAGAAAAGAUGGAGACGAUCAACAAGGUGGAGAAAACCAGCGAGAAUCUGAAAGAAGAAACGAAAGUAGAAAAUGAACAUAAGGAGAAAGCAGAAAAGGUGGAAGAAAAUGAAAAGUCCAACAUGGAAGAGAAGAAAGUGGAAAGCAAACCCAUUGAGAGAGAAGAACAUGUAGAAAAGUUGGACAUGAAACAGGAUUUCCAUGUGGAAGAAAAAGCAGAAAACAAAACAAACCAAAUUGCAGAAAAAGCUGAGAUAAAGGAGGACAAAGAGCUGCACAAAGUGGAAACGGCUUCAGAGCAACAGCCGGCACAUGUCCAGCCUGACCCGACUCAUGACAAGAUGGAGACCAAGGUCAGCGUGGAGGUUAAAACCGAGGAGAAAGCGGAGAAGGAAAUGUCCGACACCGCCGAACCCAAGGCGAUAGAAAAAGAAACGGCUGCCACAGGCGAAACCAAAACGAUGGAGAAAGAAAAGGUCGACACGGGCGACACCACAACCAUGGAGAAAGAAAAGGUUGACAAGGGCGAAGCCAAACUGACAGAGAAAGAACAGGCCAACACGGUCGAAGCCAAAACAACGGACAAAGAAAAGGUAGACAUGGGCAAAGCCAAACUGACAGAGAAAGAAAUGGCUGCCACAGGCGAAGCCAAAUCGACGGAGGAAGAAAAGGCCGACACAGGCGACGCCACAGCGAUGGAUAAAGAGAAGGCAGACGGUGGUGAAACCAAAACAGCGGAGAAAGAGGAUGCAGGAACCAAGCCCCUGGAAAAGCCUGUUGUGAAAGAAGGACAAAAAUCAGAAAAGGAGGAAAGGCAAGACAAAAAGACUGUAGAGAAGAAGGACAGUAAGAAAGAAAAAGCUGUUAAAGUAGACGGAGACAAGGCCAAGAAACCUGUGAAGGCUGCAGCCAACGGAGGCAGCUCAACGGCCAGCAAGGACCUACCAGGUGCAGAAAGGAAGACCAAGGCUGCCGUAGGGGCGACCAAACCAGCAGGCGCUGUCAAAACGCGGCCAAACACCGCUCCCGCCGCCGCCGCCGCCACCAAACGCCCCACACCCACCACCACCAGCACUACCACUGACAAAAAAACAAGCACACUCAAGACAGCUUCCACAGCUGCUGCCGGGCCCAAACGGCCCCCCACCAAUCCCACUAGUCGCCUGUCAUCACAGCCCCCCUCCACGGGCACACGUGACGUUAAACCUAAGUCAAUUACAGAGAAGCGCCCCCUAGUGCCAAAAGCCACCAGCGCUGCUACGAGUCUAACCGGCCCUGCAGCAAAAAACGGAGCAGCCGGCGCUGCAGCCAGCAAAGCGGCUUCAUCGGUCCGCAUGGCCACGUCCACCCGCACUACUACCAGUCCUGCCGCCAAAAAGCCCCUGGCUUCUAAAACUGACAGCAAACCAGGAGAGGAGAAGAAGCCCACCACUGUUAGGACCUCAACAGCCGACUCUACCAAGCUGAAGACCACUACCACCGCCUCAAGGAGCGCAUCUUCCACCACUACUGCUUCUCGCACUCGGACAACGGCAGCCAAGCCAGCUGCUCCGUCCUCCACCACGGUCACCACAGAGAAGAAGCCUCUGGUGCCCCGCACCACACGGCCCACUUCAUCGAUCACAUCCACCACGACUAGCACCGCCACCAGGCCCACGGCUCGCCCAGGCACGGCUCCGGCUCCUGACAUUCGCAAUGUCCGCUCAAAGAUUGGCUCCACUGACAACAUGAAGUACCAGCCCGGCGGUGGGAAGGUGUCCUCUGUUACUCAGAAAAGGGGCGUGCCCUCCAAAGAAAGCAGCCAGAGCAAAGUUCAGAUAGUCUCCAAAAAGCUGGACUUCAGCCAUGUCACCUCACGCUUGGGCUCCAAGGACAAUAUGAAGCAUGUUCCUGGUGGAGGGAAUGUGCAGAUUCUCAACAAGAAGGUGGAUGUAAGUAAGGUGACUUCAAAGUGCGGCUCCAAGGACAACAUUAAGCACAAACCUGGUGGAGGCGCCACGAAGAACGAAUCCCACAAAGUGAACUUUAGAGAAGAUACUCAGGCCAAAGUCGGGUCGCAGGACAACGUGAGCAGUUCUCCAGGAGGAGAGAACGUCAAGGCUGAGGGGCCCCAGCAGACCGAGGGGACUGGGACUCCCAUGAUUAGCAGCCUGGCUCCGGCCCCCGAGUCAGGGCCAGGAGGGGACCCUAAUACCCAGGAGAAUGGGUUGAAGGAUGGAGCUCCCAGUGAUGGUGAGGGCCUCCGGGAGCCUCAAGCUCUGGACUCCCAAAUGCCAGAAACAAGCAUCUAAUUCUGCUAUCCCUCUGCCCUCCUCAUUUCAACUGCCCCCCUUUAACUUCACCGCCUCCCCUUCCCCCCUUAUUUUCCUUACUGUAAAUCUUUUUUUUUUUUCUCCUUGCCUCACUUUUACUCCCUCCCUCCCCAACCCCCCU
Cyprinodon variegatus (sheepshead minnow) is the source of this 4867-nucleotide messenger RNA. Its product is annotated as microtubule-associated protein 4-like. Gene Ontology annotation, cellular component: neuron projection. Gene Ontology annotation, molecular function: microtubule binding. The transcript is spliced from 17 exons. The coding region runs from base 85 to 4725 and encodes 1546 amino acids. Gene Ontology annotation, biological process: microtubule cytoskeleton organization; neuron projection development. NCBI's taxonomy places the organism in Eukaryota, Metazoa, Chordata, Actinopteri, Cyprinodontiformes, Cyprinodontidae. The record is from RefSeq and is a predicted model, not a curated record.